ACACAUACUCUAUUUAAAGGGCAGGGCCUCUUAUAAUCUGCGUUUUCGUCUGACAAGCCACAGGCACCUGCACUCACACCCAAAAAUGCCUGCAGACUACAAUGGACGCUGGGAGAUGGUCAGUAACGAGAACUUUGAGGAGAUCAUGAAGGCCAUCGACAUUGACUUUGCAACCAGGAAGAUCGCGUCCCACCUGCAUCAGACCAAAGUGAUCGUCCAGAACGGAGACAAGUUUGAGACAAAGACACUGAGCACCUUCAGAAACUAUGAGGUCAACUUCACAGUGGGAGAGGAGUUUGAAGAACAGACAAAGGGCCUGGACAACAGGAAAGUCAUGACGUUGGUCGUUUGGGACGGAGACAAGCUGGUGUGUGUUCAGAAGGGGGAGAAGGAAAAUCGAGGCUGGAAACAUUGGAUUGAGGGAGAUUUGCUACAUUUGGAAAUCACUGUACUUGACAAAGUCUGCCACCAAGUGUUCAAGAGAGCACAGUAAGCCACCUGCACCAACCACUGUGUCCCCUGUUGCUGUCUAUUUAUAGUGUACCUGUAGAGACCUGCAAUAAAAUUAUGCUGGAAAAACGUUGUUAAGAAAA
Cynoglossus semilaevis (tongue sole) is the source of this 593-nucleotide messenger RNA. RefSeq names its product retinol binding protein 2a, cellular (gene rbp2a). Lineage: Eukaryota; Metazoa; Chordata; Actinopteri; Pleuronectiformes; Cynoglossidae. Gene Ontology annotation, molecular function: lipid binding. The transcript has 4 exons. The record is from RefSeq and is a predicted model, not a curated record. The coding region runs from base 86 to 493 and encodes 135 amino acids.